This is a messenger RNA of Habropoda laboriosa, 2466 nucleotides long. RefSeq names its product transcription factor Sox-11-like. Gene Ontology annotation, biological process: regulation of DNA-templated transcription; anatomical structure morphogenesis; cell differentiation. The transcript has 3 exons. The record is from RefSeq and is a predicted model, not a curated record. The coding region runs from base 742 to 2319 and encodes 525 amino acids. Lineage: Eukaryota; Metazoa; Arthropoda; Insecta; Hymenoptera; Apidae. Gene Ontology annotation, molecular function: RNA polymerase II cis-regulatory region sequence-specific DNA binding; DNA-binding transcription factor activity, RNA polymerase II-specific.
CGAGCUAGUUACGAAUGAGCGCUCGUCGGGCGUGCGUCGUUGCGACGUCGGUCGAUAAUGCGUGAUCCUCGUGAUCGUCGAGCAGCCGUCCGAUCUUGAGAUUGGUGUUCGAGCGAUACGUACAUAUAUCCGCCACGGAGCACGCGUAAACAAGAACGUAUGCGAACAUACAUACAGCUUUUUUCCAUAUUUCUUCACCGUCGCCCCGUCGCUGUGUAUUACUCUCGUAGUGUUUACUGCGUCGCAUGGUGUUGUAAAGUGCGUGCGCUUAGUAAUCGUUCUCGCGAGUGCCUCGCCAGCAUCGCCGGCCGUUACUAUCCACACUUUUUCCCCUGUUGAUAUUUUCAUCAGCCACUGGACGCAGAUCACCGGGAAGGGAAGGGAAGGGAAGGGAAGCGAGGAGAGGAGAGGAGAGGAGAGGAGAGGUGCUGUUACCCAAAAAGAUUUACGCGAGAGCGUCGCACGUUCGCAGGUUUAUCGCGAUCGAUAAUUUAUCGGUUGAACCAUCGUCCCGUUUAUCGUCUCCGUCCGUUUACUGUCUGUUUGAUUCAGCGUGGAAGAGAGCGAAGGGGGAGGUGGUCGAAUGAAACGCGAGACAAGUUGGAGAUUGAAACGUGUUCGUGUCGGAAGACUCGUUUUUACGCGGAUUGAAAUCACAGUUGCAUCGAGUGCAGUGUAGUUUCGGGUGACUAUUAAAAGUGAAGUGCCGAGAAGAAAUUUGAUAGAAAUCUCGGCCCGAAAAUGGUGCCGCAACAACAAGACAGCCCAUCCAGUUCGGGAAUUCCCAUGUUUGGGUCGUUGCUUGUGGAUAAAAAUUCGUUGACGCCGUAUUCGGAUGCCACUCAGACGAAGAAGAAUAAUCCGAAUCACAUAAAGAGGCCGAUGAACGCGUUCAUGGUUUGGUCUCAGAUCGAGCGACGAAAGAUUUGCGAGAUUCAGCCGGACAUGCACAACGCGGAGAUUAGCAAGCGUUUGGGAAGACGGUGGAAAACGUUGGACGAAGCGGAGAGGAGGCCGUUUAUCGAGGAAGCCGAAAGACUGAGGCAGUUGCACAUGGUGGAGUAUCCGGAUUACAAGUACAGGCCGCGAAAAAAGACGUCGAAACCGAUGGCAGCGGCGACAGCGACGGCGACGGCGACGGCGUCUGUGAGCCCAAAAUCGAAGGAGGGUGGCAGCGUAAAGAAGCCGAGGAAAUCGUCGUCGUUGGGAUCAGGACCGAGUAGCAGGAGUCACGCGCGCAACGACACCAACAACAAUAUGCAUACGACGAGCGUGGUUGGUGCGGGGGUGAAGAGGCUGCACGCACAUGCCAAACCUGUAUCGCGUUUGAAGGUCAGAUUGGCGCUCGAUAAGAGACCUCCGCUCGAUUACACUCCCACUCCUCCGAUCGUUACCGCCAAGAUACCGAGCAGUCCUUCCUGCGUCACGCCUGAUUCCCCGGAAUCGGCCAGCUUUUACGAGGACAAUUUCCUCGAGUGUGGCUCGAACGCUCGUCUCGCCUCUGGUUCUACCGGCAGCGUGCUUUCCACCGCCACCGCCACGGUCACGUCUCCCUCUUCGAUGAGAACUGUCGGGAAAAUUAAACGAGAAACCAGCCUGGAAAUGGAUUACGAGACAACGUUCGAGCCCAAGGAUCGACUUCUCUCCUCGGUUGCCUCAAAUUCUGCCAGUGGCAACGCUACCGUUACCUUUUCCACCUCUGUUGACGGAGAUAUGUCCAAUUUGCUCUCGAGCAAGAGUUUCCGCUCGCGACUUCACCUCGCACGCCGCGGCGGCGUAAGCAGCGCAAACAGUAGCAGCAGCAGUAGUAGUAACAGCAGCAGCAUUUUAGUAAAGGAAGAACCACCGAGCACGAGCUCGGACGCGUUGGAUACGGAAAUGGAUACAACCACGGAUGUGACGACCGCGGCCUCCUCUUCUCCUUCGCUUUUGACAUCUACGAAUACCGCCGCCGUAACAGCCUCGAACAACAGCAGUAGUAGCAAUAACAACAGCAUGGCGACGAUAGGAGGCGAUACGCUUUCAAACGGUGGGUCGCUUGACGACGAUACCGGAACUACUAUAGCCGCUACGGUCGUGAAGCUCGAGGAACCAUCCAACAACCCGAGUUUGGCGGAUCUGUACUCGUUGACCGAUCUCUUGCAAAUACAGCCGUCGGACUUUAAGAUCGAUCUCGACAUGGAAACGAUAACCACCGACCUGGAUUCCUUCGAAACUGCCAGUUCCAGCAGCGGAUCGCACUUUGAAUUUUCUUGUACACCCGACGUUACGGACAUGUUGUCUACCAUUGGUGUAGGAAACGACUGGGUCAGCUUUUGAGAGAACGACCAACGGCGGAGAUUUACGCGCGCGCUUUCUUUUUCUGGAUAAAUGUCGGUAAACCGGAAUGUUGGCUUCUUCUUUCAUCUCCCUUUCGUUACAUCUCCGUGAAAAACUCGAACGUUUAGCGGCGAGUGUGCUAAUCGG